Messenger RNA from Alternaria atra, 867 nucleotides. RefSeq lists its product as uncharacterized. Lineage: Eukaryota; Fungi; Ascomycota; Dothideomycetes; Pleosporales; Pleosporaceae. The coding region runs from base 1 to 867 and encodes 288 amino acids. The record is from RefSeq and is a predicted model, not a curated record. The transcript has a single exon.
AUGAAAUUCUCACAGAUCCUCACUGGCUUCGUUGCCGCACAUGUAAUUAGCGCCGCAUCGAUACCCGAAUCAAACGCCCUCAAUGUUCUCGAAGAGCGACGAGUCGUCCCCCCCUCUGAGCUUGUUUCACCGGACCAUACACUAGAGCGUCGCAAAGGAGGCGGCGGACGAGGAGGAGGAAGCGGCGGUGGAGGCAGCGGCGGUGGACGCUCAGGCGGAGGCGGCGGUGCCCCAGGACGUACAUCACCGACCUCAAAUGCAGGCGGUGCGACGAGCGCAGGCUCAGGCCGACCGCGUACCUUCGCUGGCGGACGAUACUACGGCGGUGGUGCCGCCACACCCUACACUGCUGGUUCGCGAACACCCAAGGGACUCAUCGCCGGUGCCUUGAUCCUACCCGCUACCAUGCUGCUCAUCAUGCCCGGUCUGUGGCUCUACAGCACCUAUCCUUACCACUACAACAAUCCCUACCGAUUCUACAACCAAUCUGCUACCAACGACGAUGACGACAACAACAACAACGACCGCCGCGCACUAUGGACCCGUCAAACACAGGGCCGCAACGAGACUCUUCCUGUCAUGUGCGUGUGCGAGGAAGACUUUGUCUGUGGCUGUGACGAGAAUGAUGACCAACAAUACAUUAACGACCUUGUUGGCAACGGCAGCUAUGCUGCGCUCAACAAGACUCUCGUCACUGUUUCUGAUGUCAACGGUACCAAGACUCUUGUUCUCAACGGCACUCUUGAGAAGGGUACAACUGCGCCUGGUGGCUCUGAUGAGGACAGCGCAGCUAUCAACUUGACAGUUGGAAAGUACGCUGGAUACUAUGCAGUUGGCAUGAUGGUGUUGGCUGGUGUCUUCAUGUAA